Molecule: messenger RNA, 5343 nt
Organism: Mobula hypostoma (lesser devil ray)
Lineage: Eukaryota; Metazoa; Chordata; Chondrichthyes; Myliobatiformes; Myliobatidae
Product: mitochondrial fission factor-like
Exons: 8
Coding region: 2879-3766 (295 amino acids)
Biological process (GO): positive regulation of mitochondrial fission
Cellular component (GO): mitochondrial outer membrane; peroxisome
Source: RefSeq, a predicted model, not a curated record
UACAACAGAAUAAACAUGAAUAUAAAACUAAUUGCCUAACUUGUCAACAAAUUCCCUGAUCAAUAUUUAACUGACAUGGGCAUUGUAAUGAUAAAGCUAAUAAUGAUUUAGUUUUAGAUUUUUACACAGGACAUGGCUGAAUAGAAUCAAAACAAAUACUAUAAAUGGCUCCCCCUCCCCCUCACCUUUUAUAGAUUAUUUUUGUCAUGUAGAAAAGUAAUCUUUAUGUUGUAAAGAAUGAUUGUCAGUUUAGUGUGGUACAUUUUUCAUUAAAUUAAUACCUGACAAAAUCACAAAACAUUGAAAGAAAUGUUGGAACAUUUACUGUCAAGGGAAAUUCAACUAUGACACUAUUGACUAAAACUAUGCAAAUAAUUCAUAUUGGCUAAUACAGUGAAGCACCUUUGCAUAUAAAAUAUUAAUGGAAUAUUAAUGGGCAUAAAAGCUAACAAUAUCCCAGAACCUGCUGACCUGCAGUCUAAAGUUUUAAAAGAUACUAUGAAGGUAAUGGCUGCAUUGGUUCUUAUUUUCAAAAAUUUCAUAUGCAAGAAUGGUUUACACUGAUUUGGGGGAAAACACAAAUGAAACUCUCUUUAAGAGCAAAAGGAAAGUGGAAUGGCGGUAGAGACAGAUUAGCCCAAUGUCAGUCCUUGAAGUAAAUGCUAGAUGUGGUAAUAAAGCAGAGUUGGCAUGCAUUUAUGAAUGAGAAAUCACAUUUGUAAAUUUUUUGGAGUUUCUUUGUGGCUAUAAACUAGCAGAAAAUCUGAGAGAGAACCAGUGGAUGUGGUAUAUUUGACUUCCAGAAGGCUAUCAAUAUGAUACUGCACAAGAGUUAAACAAAAUGAGAGCACUUGGGAUUGGAAAAAUAUACUGGUGUGAAUGGAAUAUUAAUCAACUGAUGGUUCUAGCAUUUGUGUGUUUUUUAAAGGGAAUAUAAAUUAUUUAUAUGAAUAAGCAAGGACAUGACAGAUGGAAUAUACCAUGGACAAAUGUGAGUAAAGAAAAAAAUGGAAUUGUGGAAUUAUAAUAAAAGUUGGAGAUUGAAAGCUUAUGAGUGUCUUUGCUUAUGAAUUCUGAAAUAUUACAAUGUAGAUACAGCAAGCAUUAAGACAGACUAUAUGUUCAUCUUUUUAGACGGGCCCAAGUAUAAAAAUAUGCUAAUUAUCUACCUUACAGGAUAUGCACAAUGCCCCAGAGAAUACACACCUGAUAUUUGUGGUUAAGGGAUUGACUGAAAAAAUGCAGAUUCAGGGUUCACCAGAUUCAUUUCUGGAUUGGUAGUUUUGUACCAUGAAGAAGGAUUAAAUAGACAGGGCCUUUAUCCUUAUAAAUUUCAGAAGUGCCAUAGCAUAGAGGAAGGGAUGUGGUUUCCCCUGGUUCGGCUAUGUAGAACUAGGAUCGCAAUCUCAAAAUAAAGGGUGAGACAUUCAGGACCGAGAUGGUAAGAUUUUUGUUUCACCCAAAGGAUUAUCUACAUCUCAAAUUCUCUUCCCAAAUGGAGGCUUGUCUUGAGUGUAUUCAAGGCAAAUAAAUCACAGAACAAAAUGGGCUAAUGUGGCAAUUUUAAACUUAGAUUCCCAAAUUUUAAAUUUAGAUUCCCAGUAACUGUGGUACAGUAUUUGCCACUGAUUCUUACAGCUCCUGUCUCACUGAAUAGUGGAAUUCACAUGAAAGGAUAAAUAAUCUAUUCCUACUUCCUGCUAGUAUCAUGGUAUUCCUCAAUUUGGGAAGGAAAAGGGGAAAUCAAUUAAUCAUCCACAGGUUUCAUGAAAUUAUACAAGUUUAUAUGAAGAUUCAAAAACAUAUCCAAAAGGAAAAUGAAAUUUACUUCCUAAAAGUUUUAGACUUUCUUCUAUUGUAACAGUGUUUUUCAUAUUUACUCCUUUCAACCAUUCAGUGCUCUGUGACAUUUUAAAGCAGAAAAACUAGCAGAGGGCUGUAAUCUCAGCACUCCUCCGAUUCCACAUCGUUAUUCAUCCUUCAGCAUCAUUGUUCUUUAUGAAAUUGCCACGCUGUGAUCUUGGAAUGCCUUUUCUCCUUUAAGAUACUGUUUAGAAUCGAACUUUGCUCCUUGGUCCCGAUGUUUCCGGACAGAUACAGCUGCAAACCUUUUGCUGGGCAAAGGAAAUGUCAUCUGAAUGCUACGUUAACUGUUGCCUUCACCGCAGAAUACUUGUAAGAAAGGUUUCGGCCCGAAACGUCAACUGUUUACUCUUUUCCAUGGAUGCUGCCUGGCCUGCUGCGUUCACCAGCAACUUUUGCGUGUGUUGUAUGUACAUAGCAGAUUGUUUUUUUGGUAUAGUAUUUGCACAAUUUGUUUAGGCAUAUUCCUUAUUUGUCCGUUCUUGUGUGCAGUUUUUGAUUUAUUCUAUCGCGUUGUUUUGUAUUUACUGUGAAUACCCGCAAGAAAAUGAAUGAGUGUAGUCCAUGGUGACAGUAAGUGUACGCUGAAAAUAAAUUUACUUUGUACUGAUUCCGUACACUUGCCCAGCACCCUAGCGGCGACGCCUGGAUCCUGACUGACGUGAGCCUUGCUUUCGGCUGUGAAGAAGCAGUACGCACUUCUCCGGUACGGGAAGAUAGCCCACAUCCUAAGUAAACCAAGCCCCUGCUGCUGGGUGAGGUGAAGUGCGACGUUACCAUCGUUUGAGAAAAAAAGCCCACGCGCCGCCCGCUCCCUCGCAAACGGUCCGGCGAGCGGAGAGCGGAGAGCGGAGAGCGGGGCGGGCACCUAGGGGUCACGUGUGCGCCAAGCGCCCAAUCGGAGUGGCGCAGAGGCGGGUGUUUGUGAGGGGGCCGUCCGGCACAUGACGCCGGGUUACACGAAUGGGGUUGACGAAGCGAUGUUUAUGAGGCACUCGGAGGCUGUGGAGCUGCCAUGACAGAACAAAUAGCAUCUUCGGAUUUGAUAGACUGCAGCCCUGUAUCUUGUGAUCUGAAUUUCAUGGAGGCUAUCAGUCAGAAAAUGAGAAUUCCUAAUAGACUGAAAGUGACCGAAGAGCUGGGAGAUGAAGAGAAAGCAGAAGAUAUUCAGCUAUCAACAUUACACAUGCAGAUUCCUGAAAGAAUAUCAAUGGGAGAAACAGAAAUGCAGGAUAUUGGAGCAAGGCCGUAUUUGCAUAGUUGGUUCCACAGUAAUCCUGUGAAUAUAGAUCCUCCAUCACUUAGCGUCUCUCCUCAAUUAAUGUUUGGAACCUCCCAGGCUAUGAAUGUGGAUAGAUCCGAGAGUCCACUCCAGAUGAUUGCCUCCCAGAAUUCCAGUAGAUCACGAACAUUAAGUGAGAAUGAAUUCUGUCUAUCAAGUCUGCCCAGAAGACAGAGGAAAUUGAAUCAUCGCUCCAAUGUUCCAAAGCCUUCCUUCCUUUCACCUGGACCUGGCCAGGCAAUAUUUUCAUUUCAUAAUGUGUGCAAUGUAUUAAGUUAUGCUGGACGCAAAUUGUUCGAGUAUUUAACGGAAUCAGUCUGUCAGAAAACGGGAAGCAGAAAUCGGUUCCAUAAUCAGCCCCUUUCUGGCAGCAUAUACUCAGAUGCGACUAAUCAAACGAGGAAUCAAAGCGUGGCCCCUGAUUACACUAUACCUGAAGGUGUGCUUGAAAAUUUCAGUGUAAUGGAAAUUGUAACCCUCCGACGACAGUUGAACAAGUUGAAUCGCCGCCUACAAUUAUUAGAACAGGAGAGUCGGGACCAUGCUCGGAAAGAAUUUGUUCUCUAUUCCAUCAUUUUUGCAGCCUGUUUUGUCAACAGUUGGCUUUGGCUGAGGAAGUGACAUUGUUCCAACUGCACUGCUGGAGGCUAGACUAUCUUCUGUGAGCAGCAUGGCAGAUAACAUCAUUUCUAUUGUGCAACAGCCUGUAUCGUCACUGAAAUACAAAGUCUGGAACAACUUGAUGAAAUGAUUUUAACAGCACAAUAGCAAGGGUUUGGGAAAAGCUAUUAUAAUAUAAUGCUCUCAGAUCUAAUUAAUUACUCUAAAGUCAACUAAUAACUGUAUCUAAUAUAUAUCAUGGAAAAUUCUGAAAUACUUCAUCUAGCUAACUGCAAUCAAAGAAAUCAAUUUGAAAAUUAUUACCCUAAUCCUAAACAGAUGACAAAUCAGAAAGAAAAUAUCCUUUUGCUGGUAAUCAAAAUCUAUUUUGUAUCUCCCCAAAUGUGAAUGCCUAUGCUCUCAGUGAGACUGUAGGAAUUUUUGCAAUUAUAUUGUUCUCUUGCAUUAUAUUGGAUAGUUGUGAUAAUUGCACAGCUGUAGAACCCACAGCAUUUCCUUAGCUGUAAACAAACUUUUGGAUGAACUCAGCAACUCUAGCAAUUUAGAUUUUGCUCCAGAUUCCAGCAUUUGUGGUUUCUUGUAUCAACAUUUCCUUAGUUGAUGCCAUUUAUAAUUGCCAGAUCAUACAUAGGGGUAAGUUGACAGUUCCCUGGAGAACAACUGGCCUGCUACUGUAUGUAUACCUUCAGCUUGAUUCAGCAUAACUACAGAGUUUCAUAAUAUCCCUAGGUAGUGUAUGUAUCUGAAUUCUUUAUUCUGUAUUCCAUUAUAGAGCUAUGGUAACAGGAGAUUAAGAACAGGUUACAUAUCUCUGUCCUGUAGCAGAGGAAAUGAGUAAACUAAAGGAAAAUUAUUUUCCAUUACCCGCCAUUUUUAUACAUUUCUGAGAAUAUCUUGACCACUUCUAAGAGUUGUUUACGGUGAAAGUCAACUAGUUAAUCUGUUAAAAUUAGAACAAUUAAAAUUCAGAAUUACCAGGGUGCCUGUUAACAGUUGCACAUUUCAAUAUCAGAAGUUAAUUUCAUGAGCACUAAUAUGACACACAAAUUCUUUGUAAAUAAAUAUCCUUUGAUUUUUUUUUUACAUACCUAUCCAGUUAUUGGGAUAAAAUGUGUCAAUGCAAAUGGUAGAAUGAGGUAUGUGAUAGAGACAUUAUUAAUGCUAAAGGCUGUCACAUUAAAGAUGUGUGCAUUGAUUCACAAUUGUGCAUGAUGUAAGGUGGGUGGUGUUUAAAAUCUGGUCAUUACUUUCGACAUCUUAACUUUGAACAAUGGUUAAAUAAUCAGUACCUUAAAAAAGUGAUGGGCAAUGGGUCUAGCAGGAUUUCAGUUUCAAAUAAGAUGCUCCUCCAUUGUUGGACAAUGCAUUAUGCAAUGGUAAACUGAAUGGUAAGAUAUAAUUAAGCUGUAAACUGGGAGUUUGAUGAAGGAGCUCUUGGAAUGAAGAUUAAAACCAGUCCAGUGAAAUGCAAGCGACAGAUGUUUAAUUUACAGUCAUACAUUCUGAGUAAUAAGGCAAGUGUGGCUUAAUUGAAGAAUUUUUUGAAUAAAAGAAUACCUCCUUAUGCAUUCUGUCAU